AUGGGCAAGAAGAGACGUGGUCCCUCGCUCGAAGAGCUCCUCGCUCGUCCGUGGUGUUACUACUGCGAGCGCGACUUCGACGACCUUAAGAUCCUUAUUUCGCACCAGAAGGCCAAGCACUUCAAGUGCGACCGCUGCCAGCGCCGAUUGAACACUGCAGGAGGUCUGUCCGUCCAUUUGAGUCAAGUUCACAAGGAACAGCUCACCGAAGUUGAUAAUGCGCUUCCCAACCGAAUGGGCCUCGACGUGGAAAUCUUCGGCAUGGAGGGUAUUCCCGAUGACGUGCUCAAGGCUCACCAGCAGCGUGUCGCCAUGCAGUUCCAGCAGGCCGAGGUGGAGCGACAAGCCGUGACUGGCAACCCUCCCGCUGGCGCUUCCGCUAAUGGACAGCCGGCCAAGAAGCCGAAGCUUGAGGCUGCUUCAGAUCUUAAGAAGCGAUUGGCUGAACACAGGGCCAAGCGGGCUGAGGCACUUGCUGGUGGUAGCAGCGGUGAUGUAACCCCCACCAGCGCUGGACAGUCGGCCACGCCAACUGGAUUCUCGCAACAUUCCCAGGCCCCUGCCGCCCCCUCUCCGGAUCAGCACCAGUCUUUCCCUCCGACCUUUGGUAGUCCUGUCGCUCCCGCGUUCACCUACCCUCAGACCCACACUGCUCAAUUCCAACCCUACGCUGCCAACGGUAACCAGACUCCUGAUAUGGCUGGCCUGGCUCAGCCUUUUGUGACUACCGGAUACGCACAGCCAUUCGCCCCGAUUCCCGGACAGCCAACAACUUAUGGGGCUCCUCCGUCCUUCCCUCAGCAACCCACACCUCCCGAACACAGACCGAGUGGCUUGCCAGCUGCCUCCAACCUCCCACAGCGUCCUUCAUUUGGCGCACCUACAGUCAACGCACACCAAAUGCAACAGAUGCACAUGGGCCAUGUCCCGCAUUCACAGGCAACUCCAACCCACAAUGGUGAUGGAGCUUUCUCCCAGUCUGUUGAUGAUCUCAUUUCAGGAGCAGCGAAUGCCGCAUCGGCAUCCAAACCGACAGAGGGUGCUGAAAAGCCAGCUAAGAAGGACAAGUCGAAGCCAUCCGGACACAUGAUUUACUCUCAUGAUACUAUCAGUCCAGAAGAGAGAAUGGCCGAGCUUCCCCGCUAUGCAUUCGUCCCCGACAACACCACCGAAACCACCCUCGGAGAGGUUCCCGCCACCGCAGUCGUCGGAGCUGUUCAAACAUCCGACACAGUGAUCGACCCAGCCCAUUAG
This is a messenger RNA of Penicillium antarcticum, 1254 nucleotides long. Its product is annotated as putative C2H2 finger domain protein. Bases 1 to 1254 code for a protein of 417 amino acids. The transcript has 3 exons. The record is from RefSeq and is a predicted model, not a curated record. Gene Ontology annotation, molecular function: DNA binding. Gene Ontology annotation, cellular component: nucleus. NCBI's taxonomy places the organism in Eukaryota, Fungi, Ascomycota, Eurotiomycetes, Eurotiales, Aspergillaceae.